AUGCCCGCACCAGCUCCCGUCAACAAGGACAGCGAGACGUCGGCGCACAUCGACAUCCAAGAUGAUCGCGAGGCGCCUCGCGAGGACGGGGAGGCCAGCCCGGGCAUGAGGAACAGCAAGGGCUGGGAUGGGAAGCUUCGCGUCCCCAAGUCGGCGCUCAUGACGAACCCGGAGGCUCUGUCGGACCCGGAAUACUCGGACGACAGCAACGUCCUGCAAGGUGAAGAGAUCAGCGCCGACGAAGACCUCCUCGAGAGCGAGGCCUCGGAUACAGAGGAAAUCAUGUGCUCUCACUCCCGCAUCGGCGCCAUGUCCGCGCUACGCCUCGAACGGUUCAAGAACGUCGCCCGAAUCUGCUUGCGGCAAAACAGCAUACAAGAGAUCGAAGGUCUUGACGCCCUCGCCCCGACCCUUAAGGAGCUCGACCUCUACGACAACCUCAUCUCGCACAUGCGGGGCAUGGAUGCGCUGUCCAACCUCACCAGUCUGGACCUCAGCUUCAACAAGAUCAAGCACAUCAAGAACAUCAGCCACAUGACGAAGCUCAAAGAACUGUUCCUCGUCGCCAACAAGAUAAGCCGCAUCGAGGGCCUCGAUGGCCUAGAACACCUCACCUCACUGGAGUUGGGCUCAAAUCGCAUCCGAGAGCUCAACAACCUGGACAGCCUCAAGGCACUGGAAGAGCUGUGGGUGGCCAAGAACAAAAUUACAGAGCUGACGGGGCUCGGAGGGCUACCGAAUCUUCGGCUGCUCAGCAUUCAGUCCAACCGCAUACGGGAUCUGUCCCCGCUCAAGGAUGUCCCCGGAUUAGAGGAACUGUACAUUGCUCACAACGCGUUGGACUCACUACAAGGCCUCGAAUCAAACGUCAACCUCAAAGUCCUAGACAUCUCGAACAACCAAGUCGCCAGCCUCAAGGGCCUGGAGGGACUGACCAAGCUGGAGGAGGUGUGGGCAAGCUACAAUCAGGUGAUCGACUUCAACGAGGUCGAAAAGGUGCUUAGGGACAAAGAGCACCUGAACACGGUGUACUUUGAAGGAAAUCCCCUUCAGUUGCGGGGGCCAGCGCUGUACAGGAACAAGGUUCGCCUGGCUCUACCUCAAGUGAGCCAGAUCGAUGCCACUUUCGUCAAAGUAUAG
Messenger RNA from Purpureocillium lilacinum, 1140 nucleotides. NCBI's taxonomy places the organism in Eukaryota, Fungi, Ascomycota, Sordariomycetes, Hypocreales, Ophiocordycipitaceae. The record is from RefSeq and is a predicted model, not a curated record.